Messenger RNA from Fibroporia radiculosa, 1563 nucleotides. RefSeq lists its product as uncharacterized. The transcript is spliced from 6 exons. NCBI's taxonomy places the organism in Eukaryota, Fungi, Basidiomycota, Agaricomycetes, Polyporales, Fibroporiaceae. Gene Ontology annotation, cellular component: membrane. Bases 1 to 1563 code for a protein of 520 amino acids. Gene Ontology annotation, biological process: transmembrane transport. The record is from RefSeq and is a predicted model, not a curated record. Gene Ontology annotation, molecular function: transmembrane transporter activity.
AUGGCAUUCUUUGCACUCAUCAUUGGGUACUCCGGCCUGCGGUACUACUAUGAUAGUGGACUCCCGGAUGGGGUCAGCAGUUUGAACUUCUUCGGUAUCUGCAUGCUCGCAUUCUUAAGCUUCUUGACUGGAAUCGGUGGCAACGGGGGUUUGGUAAGUGGGAUGAACUCCACCGCAAAGAGUUGGCCCGAUAGAGCGAGAGCCACCAUGAACGGCAUUGUCAUCUCUGGAUUCGGCCUUUCAGCAUUCCUCUUCUCCACGAUUGCCCAUAUCGCCUUUCCUGGAAAUACUUCUGACUUCCUGCUUGUGCUCGCGAUUGGGACCUCGCUGCCUAUGGUACUUGGAUUUUUUCUCGUGCAUCCGAUUCCGCUACCUUAUUCUGAGCUGAACCACUCCACCUCGGACGACGGGCUCGACGACGCGUUUGAUUCGCAGGCAAGCAUCACUGCCGCUCCCCCACCGCUUUUUCAGCAGGAGAACAACAGCCACACGCACUUACUCUCGCCCAGCUUGCUUGCGGUAGAGGAUGAUGGCGAGCUAUCGGAUGGUCCUGUUGACGAGGAGGUGGGGUUCCGCCAUCCGGCGCGCGAGGCGACGGCAUCCUCAGAUUACUUCGUUCGGCCAGCGGGCGAGUCGAUGGCGCUGAGCCCGACGCGCGGGGGCCGAACUAGGUCGCGCAGCACAUUCUCCGUGUCGCGCCGGAGCUUACGGAAUGCUGAGUUAAUGUCGGCCCACUUGGACGGGCCGAACGUUCAUGGGAAGGGCCUAUUCACAAGUACAGACUUUUGGGUGCUCUUCACGAUCACUGCAUUGCUGAGCGGGACCGGAUUAAUGUAUAUCAACAAUGUUGGCUCAAUAUCCCAAGCUCUUUUCGCAGCAGGGAAUCCCAACUACGAUGAAGCGACAGCUGCACAAUGGCAAGCGACACAAGUGUCGAUUGUCAGCGUCAUGAACUGCCUCGGACGAUUCUGCAUCGGCAUUCUCGCGGAUUUCUCGAAGACGUUCCUGCGGUUGCCGCGGUCGUUCUGUAUCACGCUUAUUGCAUGUGUGUUCGUCGUCUCGCAAGUGACGUGCUUCUAUAUCGACACCGUCCAGAACCUCUGGAAGGCGAGUGCGCUGCUGGGGCUCGCGUACGGUGCCAUGUUCGGGCUCUUCCCCACGAUCGUCAUUGAAUGGUUCGGACUGCCACAUUUCUCGGAGAACUGGGGAUUCGUAGCCCUUGCGCCCAUGUUGGGCAGCAACGUGCUCUCCAUUGCGUUCGGGCGCAACCUCGACGCGCAUGCGUCGCCGUCUGCGCCGACGUCGAAUGCGACGGCGCACCCGGGAUUGGCAUCCCACGCGGGGAUCCUUGCCCGGGCAGGUCUGCCGUCGGAGCGACAAUGCUUUGACGGCCGCGCAUGCUACGUGGACAGCAUCAGGCUAACCAUCGGAGCGUGUUGCCUCGCUCUCGGCCUCGCUCUGUACGCUGGUUGGCGAGAUCGGCGGCGGCAGGAAAAGAUCACGCUGAAGGGCGCAGAGGUCGUCCCUGGCCCGGAGGUAAUUUGGGAGGAAGAGGAGAGCUAA